Rhodotorula toruloides NP11 is the source of this 1524-nucleotide messenger RNA. RefSeq lists its product as uncharacterized. Lineage: Eukaryota; Fungi; Basidiomycota; Microbotryomycetes; Sporidiobolales; Sporidiobolaceae. The record is from RefSeq and is a predicted model, not a curated record. The coding region runs from base 1 to 1524 and encodes 507 amino acids. The transcript is spliced from 2 exons.
AUGACUGCAACCUUGUCCGCCCGCAAUGCCGCGACACCUCCCCUCCUCCGGCUCCCGCACGAGCUGCUCGAUUACAUUUUCACGCUGGCGUACAGCGACUACAACGACGACCUCGAUGAUGACCUCGUGGGCGUUCAACUCGAAGCGCAACGAAGGCUUGUUCCCGCCGGAACCGUCUGUCGCGCAUUGCAACCCUUCGUCACCAAGCACCUAUACGGCCGCAUCCACUUCUCCUCUCAGACGGCUUUCGCAUCCUUCUGCACCGUCCUCCUCGCGACUCCACAGCUCGCCAGCCUCGUGACGGAUCUCCGAAUCAGCUUGGCGAACGAACUCUACCGGCACUACGACGCCGUCUACGGCGACCGCGCGGUCCCGCGGAGCGUGGAGGCCGCUAACGGGCCAAUGACUGUUCCGGCAGGGCUGGUGUCGGCUGCGGCGUCGUCGCUCGUCAACCUCCGCUCCCUCAUCCUCGACAGGUGUCCAUCGGCGCUCGGCGACCCACUCCUCCUCGACAGCACUCCGACUUCCUUCCCUCAACUCCUCGUUUUCAACUCAAACAACUGGAAAUCCCGAUCUGGUAGCAAACAAGGCCAAAUCGACCUGUUUGCUCGUCUUGCGACUUUCCCCUAUCUCAUCGACCUCCGUCUCAGCAACCCGAUGCACCGGUACCCGCUAUUGCCGCGUAUCGGUGAAUGUACGCUGUCCUUCCCAUCCCUCGCCAGCCUAAGGGUGGACGGCUCGGGAUUCGGAAGCGAAUCACUGUCUUACGACAUCGGCGCCUUUUUCCCCAACUUGCGCGUCUUCGAUGUAUACGACCUCGAUGAGGAUGCUUCAAUACUCCCACUCCUCGGUACCUUACCCUGCACGCUCCAACACCUCUACCUGGAUCGAACGGUGUACGAGCCCGAAGUCGACGUUAUCGACAUUAUACCCUCUCUCGCCCAUCUUCCUCAUCUGCAGACUCUCAUCCUUGCACACGCCACCUUCACUCCUCAGUCAAUACUGCGUCACCUCCACUCUUCGCCGCAACUGCGACAUCUCGGGUUCGGACAGGCGAGCGGCAUCACCGACAACGUCCUCGCCGAGAUCGCCACCCUUCCGCAAAUCGCAACGCUCGAGCUCGACCAUGUCAUUGGCAGGAAGGGCAUACCGCUCCUCGAGCAAGCGAGUCUCGAGCAGCUGAAGCUCCUGCCGGAACUUUGGGAGCCGUACGAUUGGGACUGGCAGAAGCCGUACUUCCCACCGGGCGUCACGCUUGAAGGCAUCAAGGUGGCUGCCGCAAUGGCGCGCAGCAACGGUAUCGUCGUGGAGGGAACGGCUCUCGACGUUCCGGAGGACUUUGACGAAGCAUGGCAGCGGGAGAUUGUCUCGGUCGUCAACGAGCUGUACAUCAAGACGGGCGACUUGUCGAUGCUUGGGGAGUUGGAUGUGACGUUGUCUGAGGUGCUCGAGUACGUGCGCGGGACGGUGCUGUCGUUGCGGGAGAAGCAUGGCGUCCCCACACCGCCGAUCCAUCCUUCGUAG